AUGUCAGCAGGCGCAUACAAGGCAUUGAAGCCGACCAAGCGUAGCAGAAGUCGCUCAUCCACAUCAUCGAGCUCCGAGAGCUCCAUCGACAGUCACGCUUCUGCAUUUCAGAAGUUCCACUCACGCAUGGACAACUCCUUCGGCCGACAUCAAUAUCAGGAGUCUCGAAUACUGCAAAGCAGCUACCCAAGCUCCGACUCAGCAUCAACUUCUUCUCCAAGCAUAAACAGCGAAGCAUUUGCCGCCAGACUAGGACUGUUCACAAUCUCCCGUCCAGGCGCCGCAAGCCCCCGGGAUCUAGUCGUCAGAGUCAUGGACUGGGCCGAAGAUGUUGAGCAAUAUGCGCCGGAAUUAGAGCGGGCCAUGGAAAAGACCCCGCUCCUCCCACAAGUGCUCAGAGAACAUGGUGCAAGAUAUG
Molecule: messenger RNA, 418 nt
Organism: Pseudocercospora fijiensis CIRAD86
Lineage: Eukaryota; Fungi; Ascomycota; Dothideomycetes; Mycosphaerellales; Mycosphaerellaceae
Exons: 1
Source: RefSeq, a predicted model, not a curated record